Pocillopora meandrina is the source of this 24871-nucleotide messenger RNA. NCBI's taxonomy places the organism in Eukaryota, Metazoa, Cnidaria, Anthozoa, Scleractinia, Pocilloporidae. The record is from the annotation of a GenBank genome assembly.
AUGAAAUUCAAAGCAUUAAUCUGCUUGGUUUGCCUAUAUUAUAGGAUAUCUUUAGGUAAGUGCGAUCGAUACCUAUGCGAAUGUGUCAUUUUCUGCCUGAUGAUAUUGAUUCGCUUGGCGGACAAAAUUUCUAUCUUGCUUGUGUCGAUUAACUUUUCAUGUGACAAAAAAUAUUCCUUUAAACAAAGAAACACUCGUAGACCAUUACCAGUUGAAUUUGGAUUCUUUUUUAGAGAUCUUUAGUGCUUAAAAACUUGUAAUUUACACCCGUAGUUGUCGUCCAUUUUGAGCCAUUAUUGAUUGAACAUUGAAGUAAGUGUAUAGAUUGUUAGAUGGCUUUAUUCACAGAUGCUUUCAGAUGGUGAUUUGAUCUCUUCUCCUCCCCGAAUUGGUAGUUUAAAGAUCUAAACACCAAUUUGUAUGCAUGGGAAAGUUGAAGAAGCCGCAAAGAGCGAAUCGAAAUUCUCCGAGUAACAAGAUAACAACAACAACAUUGCUCUCAUGAAUUCAUUUGCACGUGGUAUCUUAAUACAUUUUUGGUCGUUGUAUGUUCAGAAUACCUGCUUAGGAUGAACGAAUGCUGCAAGACGAGAGUAAAAGCUCUGUAUGAGACAUCGUUGAGUAUAAUUUUCCUAGCGUGAGGGAAUUAAACUCGUAGAUUUAUGUUUCAAGUGUUGGCAGAAUACCUGUUCUCCCCACGCGAGAUCCGAUCGCUCUGAGUUUGGUUUGGUAUGCACUGAGCAUUUUAGGAAAAGUUUACAUUCGUCUUUACCUUAACCCGCGCACUACAAUUCGAACUGAUUCAAAGGACUGAUAUACUCUUUAAUCAGAGAAGAUCAAGAAUAAAGUACGCGAUGUUUCACAUUUGAUUUAAUAACCCGAAGCUAGCUUCUGGCUACGUGCGUCUUGCAUGAAAAGUAGUAGUCUUUUAUUGUCAUGUUUAUUUAAAAAACAUUUAGCAAAUCCUCGGAGAACAUCGGAGAUGAAUUACUGCAGAGUAAUGACGCCCGUUGAAAGCGAUAUGUUUAACUUAUAUUUCUUCAGGUGUAAACCCUUUGGCAGUUACGAUGAAAACAAAAUAUUUCCAGACGUUUCUUUUCGCUAAACGGAGUUAUUAACUUAAUUAUCUUCGAUUGGUCUUUAAGAAAUUGCUUGUGAUGAAUCAGGUAUUCUACUCUUUAGUUCUAGUUUCGUGCCAGCAACUCUUCUAAUCCAAUUCUUUAUUUUUACAGCGACUUCUCCAAGGAUUUUAUACGCAAACCGGAGAGACAUCAGAAUAGUACGACCAAAUCAAAAGAACCAAAAUGAAACUAUCGUAGCUGUUGAUCUUUUGAAUGCUAUCGCGGUGGAUUUCAGCUACGAAGAUGGAUACAUAUUUUGGACGGAUGUCAGGGCUAAGAAAAUCAAACGAAUUCGUAUGACGGGAAGUCCUAACUCGAGAAAAGUUGAAGAUGUUAUAUCUGUGGGUUUGAAAAGGCCCGAAGGAUUAGCCGUAGAUUGGGUAGGAAAAAAGUUGUAUUGGACUGAUCGUAGAGAUCCUGACGGGGAAACGAACAGAAUCGAAGUUGCAAAUUUUGAUGGAUCCUAUCGCAAAGUUCUCUUCUGGAAAGACUUGGGUCUUCCAAGGGCGAUUGCAGUGGAUCCACUCAAGGGGUAAGUUGAAGACUUUGUGUUAUUUUGUUGCACUCAAUAGCUGCAGUUUAUUUUGUGCUGAGUUUGAGAAAAAUCGUCAGCAAUUUUUCUACAACGAAGGUUUUGCUUGGCUUCGGGAGAACUUGUUAUUUUGGAUUUCGAUAUUUUGUAAAUAGCUUGCUUUUUUAGAGUUGGUGCUUCUUAAUAAAUUCGACGAGGCUGUGACUAAAAGUGGGACUGGGACGUAGGGACUGGGACGUGGGACUGGGACGUAGGGACUGGGACGUAGGGACUGGGACGUAGGGACUGGGACGUGGGACGUGGGACGUGGGACGCUGAAAACCAUCGGCUACUGCUAACAAGCUCUCCAGCAUAUAAUAGCUUUAUCGAGACCACCGAAAAUUAUACUCUACAAAAUCAGCGCAAAUGUCAGGUGUUGUUUGUUUAUCACGUCCCCGAGUCCCGUGCGUCCCCGAGUUCCCGCGUCCACGUCCCCGAGUCCCACGUCCUCGAGUCCCACGUCUCCGAGUCUCACCUUCCCGAGUCCCACGUCUCCAAGUCCCACGUCUCCGAGUCCCACGUCCCUGAGUCUCACGUCUCCAAGUCUCACGUCCCUGAGUCUCACGUCCUCGAGUCCCAAGUCCCAGUCCCCACGUCGCCAUCCAACUUUUAGUGACAGCCGUUCGACGAGGAAAGACUAAUGAACUGUGCUCAAUUAAAAAUACAUUAAGCAUUGAACUUCGGCGGGCAAACAGUUAUCUAUCAUUGUUUUUUGUUAGCCUGCUUCUAGCGAACCUUGAAGGUCACAAGUGUUGCCAUGAAUGUCUCUCCAAGCAAUCUCUUGAGUGAUAAAUAUGCCCUAAAGAAUUUGUUGCAUGCAUCCAGUAUUUGAACUCAAUACCCUUUUCAAAGAAAGCUUGUGAAUCUUGCUGGAAUCUAAGCUUUCUUUGUUAUUGUAGCCCCCUGUUGAAAUUCACUGAGUAAAGCCAGAGAGUGUCAUGUCAAAGAAUCAAUCUGAGAGAUCCACUCAGAGAAGAUAUUUUAUUUGUGAAUUUCACUCUAGCUGAAAGAUUCUCUUGUUUGCCUAAAAUACAGUAGUUGUCGAAUGAGUUAACAUUUUGAAAUUAUGGACUUAAUUAGUUCUUUAGUGUUCAUUGUCCUCUGAAGCAAGUUUUAUUUUUCUCUGUGUUGUUAAUGAGGGGCUGGUCUUCUGUAAAAACCCGGAGCAUAACUGAAGGGCUUGGGUUUUUGUUGAAAAUCUGUUGAUAUGCAAUAUCUAUUCUUGAAUAAUCUAUGGUCUCAUAUAAAGAGAGCUUUGAAGAAAGCUUUGUUAAUGGCCUUGGAAAAUAGUUCAGCCUAUCUGAAGAUCUUCGUUAUUUUCUAUUUUGCAAGUUUACUUUUUCUCCUUUACCAUAAGAAUAGUAAUGUUGUUUAUUGUAAUUUAUACAACAAAAUGCUGGUCACUUUAAAAGAGAGCUUGAGUUACGUAUGGAUAUUGAAAGAUGUUACUCAGAUGUAUGCCAAGUAAAUUCUCAAACAAAUGAACACUGUUACAGAGAAUAGGCAUUUGAGUUUAUGGCCAAUGGCUUUUUAAAAUUAUUGGCCAUUUCUAAAAACUAUGGGCCAUUCUUGUAUUUGAUUGGGUUAGAAGUAAAGAAAUAUCGGUAUUUUGUCAGUGAUAUAGCUUUUUAUUGUGUGCCUCAAUAAUGCAGUAUCUUGCAGGUUUUUUAGAAAGUUUCUGAAAAAUUGUUGUCUCUCAAAUUACAAUUUCAGGUUCAUGUUUUGGACAGUUUGGGGUGAACAACCCAAGAUAGAGAGAGCUGAAAUGGAUGGCUCUAAUCGUUCCGUAAUUGUCAGACAAAACAUUCGUCGGCCCAAUGGGCUUACAAUAGACUACAGUGCAGAGAAAAUUUACUGGAUAGAUGCAAAAUUGCUUUAUAUAGCUAAAGCUAAUUUUGAUGGUUCAAACCGAGAGAGAAUAUUUAAAACUCCAAGUCAAUGUAUUUUGGCAAAUCAAGCUCAUCCAUUUGCUUUGACGUUAUAUGAAAACAAAAUUUAUUGGACAGAUUGGUUUUCUAGAGGGAUACAUGCUACAAAUAAAAACAGUGGGAUGCGGUGUCAAAUGGUCUGGUCAACUACUUAUAAACCCAUGGAUAUACAUGCAUAUGAACCAAAAAAACAGCUGGUACCAAGGCCAGGUAAGCAGAAUUAAUAAAUGGUCAUUGAUUGUCUUGCAGUGUUCUUCCCUAUUUUAAGCACGACAGGUUAGAUAAAUUUUCAAGCAAUCCUUUUAACCGUUGAAUUCUUUAAGAACUCUACAUGAUUUUAGGCAGUAAUACGAGGCAGUACUACAGGCAGUAAAUUUUAUGGCUUUCCACCUUAAAAAGGAGAACACUGCAUACAAAUUAGUUAGUCACAUGAUAACAAGUGUGAUGUGUUGACUGCUGUGUGUUGAUCUCCAUAUAUUGAUUAGUUUGACUGGUUAGGCAUCAUCACAUGAAGGGAAUGCCCUACUGAGUUUUGAACUAUUUGAAUUUGUAUUUUGAUGAUCAAUUUGAUGAUUGCUGCUACAGUGAUUCAUUGUAGAACUUCUAACACUGCAUUUAUUGAAAACACUCUUCCUGACUGGGUAAUCAGUUUUGAACAAGCCUGGAAAUUUUUUACACUUUGAAAUUGUAUUUUCCACUCUCAGAUCUGAUUUGUAGUUUCCCUUACUGUCCACCAUGUAAUCUUUAUCAUUUUAUGUUUUGGUAUUGGAAUAACUAAUAAUCCCCUUAUUUAUAUUUUUCUUUGUUCUUAUCAUUUAUCUGCUUGAUAUUGUGUCAAUAUUACAAAGAGAAAUUCUGUCUUAGUCACUCUUGAAAGUUAAAAGGUUAGAUAGGCAUUCCAUGAGCUGUGCAUAAAUCUUCAAGCAAGGUGUACAAAUUUCUUUGAUUUUAUUUCAAUAAUUGGUUGAAAUUUCAUAACGAGUUACUAGAAAAGUGAACUGAAAGUGGCUGGCUAAAGAUGCAUGUCAAAUGGGGUAAGUUUCUAAAGAAACUGUGGUGCUGCAUCAGUGGAAGGGUAUAACAGGCUAACUAAGUGUUAUCAACUCAGUUGAUAACACUUAAUUACCCUAAUGAUACGAGUAGCUAAGUAGGCGGGGGGGAGGGGGUUUCAGUGAGCCAUUGGCUUUUAUUGAUAGCUCUUGGCAUGGUUUUUCUUUAAAACACUCAUGCAAUAGUAAAAAGAAAUGCCAAACUGUGACCUUGGUUUAUUUUUGACAAGUUAUCGACUUAUCCUGUAACAGGUCAAAAUCCUUGUAAUUCUACUCUCAAUGGAGGGUGCACCCAUCUUUGUCUGUUGAAUACCCAUGGCCGCUCUUGUGCUUGCCCAACUGGUGUGAAGCUUUUGCCUGAUGGAAGAACAUGCGAAAAAGGUAUGAUUGAGUGUCCAAUGUCAUGAAUAGCUGCAAAUAGUGUGUGUACUGUUUGUAUUUGGGCUUUGUUUGAAAUGUGGCUCCAGUUAUGAAGACAUUUAAAACAUUCUGUAUACUGGAUGUGCAUAAUUAGAAUAUUAUUUUGUGGGGUGUUUUAAGGGGGAGACACAACUUGUUACAACACUUGAAAGUCUCUGCUGCUGCUACUGAAUAAUGUCUCUGAGUUCAGGUGUGUGAAUUACACCAGUUUGAAUUUGUGCAACUGAUGGCAGUGACAAAGAUUUUCGUGAAAAUUCUCCAUGUCACUUGAGGCAAAUUGUGUUUGGGACUUGGCUUAGAGCAACACAAACUCUCUGGAUGCUAAAUGUGCCUAUACAUUAUCUGUGAAAUUUUUAAUUUUUAACAAUGUGUGCCUGAGAGAAUUUUAAAUGUAUCGGGCUAAAAAUGAAAGAGAAGGAUCGGUAUGUCCUACGUUUUGAUUAUUUAAUACCCAUCUUUUUGUAACUUGGUAAGAAAACGAAAAGCUUGGGCUAACGAGCAGAAUAAUGUUUGCAAAGAUUCCCCUAUCAAUGAAUGUACACUAUUUGAUAGAUAGGUAGUUACAUGGCAAAAAUCAAUGUAGGCAUACUUUCUUGAUGUGAUUACAGUGCUAUUGUUCUCACCAGUAACUCAUUUGGAAAUUUGUAGCAGUUGGAAAGAAAGAACUAACUAGUUAAUUUAAAGGCUGACCUGUCAAAUCAGAUAUACUCUAACAACUGUAUUUGGUUGUAUCACUAUCCAGUAAUAAGCUCACUCAUAAUGUUUGUUUUGUUUUGUUUUGUUUUGUUUUUUUAUCUUAGGCCCUUUCCAUUUUCUAUUGCUGGCAAGAAAAGGGGACCUGCGGCGUAUAUCACUUGAUACACCUGAUCUCACAGAUGUCGUUUUACCAGUGACUGGAAUCAGCCAUGCAGUGGCAAUUGAUUUUGAUCCAGUGGAUAGAUAUGUUUACUGGAGUGAUGAUAAAAAACUUGAAAUCAAAAGAUGCCGGUUGGAUGGACACGGUUAGCCAACCUUGAACUUGAAUACACUAAUUAUGUUAACUCUUUUGCGCAAAUGUAUGGUAACUUAACAAAAGUUCUGUCAAGUCUCUCAGACAGUUUUUCCAGUACCAUUUAUAUUGCUGAAUGGAAAGAGUAAACUUUAGCUUCAGUCUCCAGAACUUGUCCUGCUUGCUAUGGCAUCCAAAACAGUUAUAUAGAGUAUUAACCAACAUGAGGGCCGGUCUGGAUGUUAAUCUUUCUUCUAAACUGUUUUCUGUCUUUUUCUUUGUAUUUCAGAUGUUCAGGUAGUAGUAAGGAGUGAGCUGAAACAUCCUGAUGGUAUUGCUGUUGACUGGGUGGCGCGGAACUUGUACUGGACAGACACAGGCACUAAUAGAAUUGAAGUCAGCAGACUAAACGGCUCUGCUAGAAGAGUUCUUAUUGAUGAAAAUCUUGAUGAACCAAGAGCAAUAGCAUUGGAUCCAACUAAAGGGUAAAUAUCUGGGUAUAAUUAUGUUAUUUACUGGGUAGGAAAUCUGUGCCCAAAAGUCUUGAGUACAGCCAGAGGCCAAGAAGGAAAGCCAUACUCAUGUUGGAAGGCACAGCUUUUCCCCAUUAGGACUGGCUGAGGCUGUGAAUAACUGAUAUUUUUCUGCUGAUUUUGCUUUUUCAGAAUGGCAGGGAAAAAUUCUGAACUCUCUUUGGUAUUGGGAAAGACUGGAUGGGUUAGGAACCUAUGACUAAGCCUUGCUGAAAUGUGAAAAAAAACAAAAAAACAGCAAAAAAAUGGAUUUUAAUAUUUUUAUUUAUUUUCAUACUGAAAGUUGGCAAAGGCAUGCAAAGAAAUUUGAAUUAAUUUUUGUUAUCAAAUGUGUCAGUGAGAAAGGCUGUUAUAAGUUUGAAAUGUUCUAACAUGGUCUCACUUAGGUACAUGUACUGGACUGAUUGGGGAAAACACCCAAAGAUUGAGAGAGCAGAGCUUGAUGGAAGUCAGAGAGUCAUCUUAGUGAAUUCCUUGGUCGCGUGGCCAAAUGGCCUCACCAUUGAUUAUCUUAAGCAAAAGAUUUACUGGGCUGAUGCAAAGGAUGACAAGAUAAAAGUCAUGAACUUCGAUGGGAGUGCCCGCCGUAUUAUUUUAGAUAAAAAAUUGCCUCAUGUGUUUGGCUUUACUGUGCUUGGGGAUGAUCUUUAUUGGACGGACUGGCAGAAGAGGUCAAUAGAGAGUGUGAACAAAAGAACUGGUGAAGACAGAAGAGUACUUAUUGACAGCCUACCCCAUCUUAUGGGACUAAAAGCUGUAAACCUUAAUCUCUCCUAUGGUAAGAAGCAUUAUCUGUUUGAUACUUAAAUUAGUUUUGACUAUUCCAUGUUUCCUUCUUAUUACACUUAAAACACCUUUUUUUGGCCGCUAGGUUCCAAUGCCUGUCAGCGCAAAAAUGGAGGCUGUAGUCAUUUGUGUUUAUACAGGCCAUCAGGACCCAAAUGUGAAUGCCCAACAGGAAUGGAGCUUCUUUCUGACAAGAAGACUUGUACAUGUAAGUAUUCGGAAAAGUUGCAUUGCAAUAAUAUACUGAGCUUGCCUGGUAACGCCCAUAGAGCUAAAAUCAGCCAGUCAGCCAUUUCUUUCCUUCAAAAAUACGGAAAUCAACGUAAAUGUCAUACACGGUUGGCCCUUUAACUCCCAGGAUCUUUUUGUUAAUGUUCCCGUCUACAUGCCACACAUUUCCUUCGAGAAGAAGAAAUGCUUUUAGCGGCUUCAUGCCAUAGAACCCGGGAUAAGCUCUGGCUGUGAGGGGUAACCAGUUAAGUCGCCCGAAAGUCAUCUUGGCCGAAUUCAUGUCGCCCAUAACCAGAGUCAUGUCGCCCGAAAUUCAUAUAAUGUCGCCCGAAAUUUGAUCGAGUGUUUAAUCUUGAAGAAAAGUAACAAUUGCAAGGAAUAAACUCGUAAAAUAUUGACUCGUAUGUAAAAUGUUUUCGUCCGCUAACCCUUGCGAAUAUGAAGUAAAACAAAGACUCAAAUAUCGCUGUUUAUUUUAGCGUUGUUCGUUGCUAUGAACUAAACUGCUCAUUCUACAGUACAGAUUCUAGUUAUUAUCAGCGGAACACUUUCAGUUAUCAGAAUUUUUCACACAUAUCAGAAAAUACAGUUCUCUUAGUUUGAUUUAUCGUAUAAAAAACAUCCUGAAACUUUUACAGCGGUUUUUUUGUUUAUUGUUAACCACGCGAACAAAGUGUGUUAGCAUCAUUCCCCUUAGGAUCAGAAGCGGCAUAAAUUACCGCGACUUGUUCAGUUGACUCUUGUUUCCUCGGCCGGUUGCAUGUAAAUUUUGAUCCGGUUAACCUUAUAUAUAGAGGGGAAAUUAAUAACAGCCACCUCAUUCCGAGAUAAUCAGCUAGCUGAAACACGAGAUCGUUACGCGUACGCAAAAUUAUACAGUGAGCCUUCAUCCCUGUAUCGAGUGUCGAAAUGAAGUUCGACCACGCCAGCAAGCCCUUCGGUGCAACGAUUGCGGCUUUUGGCAGCAUCGUAUCUGCGGGACUGGUAUCUACCAAGCCACCUACCGUUUGGCAGUAAUUAGAGGAAGAAUAGAUUGGUUGUGCAUUGCAUGUUCUCUUGCGGCAUCGAUUUGGGAUUACUAUCUCCUUGAUAUCAAACGACAGCGAAACGAACAACCUGAGUUUCACGAGUCAACAUUUUACAAGUUUAUUCCUUGCGAUUUACUUAAGAUGUUACUUUUCUUCAAGUUUAAAUACUCGAUAAAAUUUCGGGCGACAUGACUUAGGAUUUCGGGCGACAUGACUAUGAAUUUGGAGCACUUAAUCACUGUCUCUAAUGGUGAAGCUACCGGACCGAUAGCGUGGGAUGAAAUUCAAACCAUGAAUUUGCUUGGUUUGCCUAUACUAUAGGAUAUGUUUAGGUAAGUGCGUUCGAUGCGUAUCUAUGCGAAUGUGUUCUUUUCUGCCUGAUGAUAUUGAUUCGCUUGGCGAACAAAAUUUCUAUCUUGCGUGUGUCGAUUCGCUUUUCAUGUGACAAAAAAUAUUCUUUUAAACAAAGAAACACUCGUAGACCAUUACCAGUUGAAUUUGGAUUCUUUCUUAGAGAUCUUUAGUGCUUAAAAACUUGUAAUUUACACCCGUAGUUGUCGUCCAUUUUGAGCUAUUAUUGGUUGGACAUUAAAGCAAGUGCAAAGAUUCUUAGGUAGCCUCACCCACAGCUGCUUUCAGAUGGCAGUUUCAUUUCUUGUCCUCCCCGAAUUGAUAGUUUAAAGAUCUAAACACCAAUUUGUUUGUAUGGGAAAGCUGAAGAAGCCGCAAAGGGCGAAUCGAAAUUCUCCGAGUAACAAGAUAACAACAAUAACAUUGCUCUCAUGAAUUCAUUUGCACGUGGUAUCUUGAUAUAUUUUUGGUCGUUGUAUGUUCAGAAUACCUGCUUAAGAUGAACGAAUGCUUCAGGACGAGAGUAAAAGCUCUGUAUGAGACAUCGUUGAGUAUAAUUUUCCUAGAGUGAGGGAAUUAAACUCGUAGAUUUAUGUUUCAAGUGUUGGCAGAAUACUUGUUCUCCCCACGCGAGAUCCGAUCGCUCUGAGUUUGGUUUGGUAUGCACUGAGCAUUUUAGGCAAAGUUUACAUUCGUCUUUGCCUUAACCCUCGCACUACAAUUCGAACUGAUUCAAGGGACUGAUAUACUCUUUAAUCCGAGAAGAUCAAGAAUAAAGUACGCGAUGUUACACAUUUGAUUUAAUAACCCGAAGCUGGCUUCUGGCUACGUGCGUCUUGCAUGAAAAGUAGUAGUCUUUUAUUGUCAUGUUUAUUUACAAAACAUUUAGCAAAUCCUCGGAGAACAUCGGAGAUGGAUUAAUACAGAGUAAUGACGCCCGUUGAAAGCGAUAUGUUUAACUUAUAUUUCUUCAGGUGUAAACCUUUGGCCGUUACGAUGAAAACAAAAUAUUUCCGGACGUUUCCUUUCGCUAAACGGAGCUAACUCAAUUAUCUUCGAUUUGUCUUAAACAAAUUGCUUGUGACGAAUCAGGUAUUUUACUCUUUAGUUCUAGUUUCGUGCCAGCAACUCUUCUAAUCCAAUUCUUUAUUUUCCACAGCGACUUCUCCAAGGAUUUUAUACGCAAACCAGAGAGACAUCAGAAUAGUACGACCAAAUGAAAAGAACCAAAAUGAAACUAUCGUAGCUGUUGGUCUUUUGAAUGCUAUCGCUUUAGAUUUCAGCUACGAAGAUGGAUACAUAUUUUGGACGGAUGUCAAUGAUGAGAAAAUCAAACGAAUUCGUAUGAUGGAAAGUUCUAACUCAAGAAAAGUUGAAGAUGUUAUAUCUGUGGGUUUGAAAAAGCCCGAAGGAUUAGCCGUAGAUUGGGUAGGAAAAAAGUUGUAUUGGACUAAUUGUGGAGAUUCUGACUGGGAAACGAACAGAAUCGAAGUUGCAAAUUUUGAUGGAUCCUAUCGCAAAGUUCUCUUCUGGAAAGACUUGGGUCUUCCAAGGGCGAUUGCAGUGGAUCCACUCAAGGGGUAAGUUGAAGACUUUGUGUUAUUUUGUUGCGCUCAAUAGCUGCAGUUUAUUUUGUGCUGAGUUUGAGAAAAAUCGUCAGCAAUUUUUCUACAACGAAGGUUUUGCUUGGCUUCGGGAGAACUUGUUAUUUUGGAUUUCGAUAUUUUGUAAAUAGCUUGCUUUUUUAGAGAUGGUGCUUCUUAUUAAAUUCGACAAGGCUGUGACUAAAAGUGGGACUGGGACGUGGGGUCUUGGACGUGGUGACGUCCCUGAGUCCCAGUCCCUACGUCUCAGUGGGACUCGUUGACGUGGGACGCGGGGACUCGAGGACGUGAGAACUGGAUUUUGAAUCUUAGUCCUUGAAUCAACUUAACUUUGACCCUGAAAUUGCCUUGGUAAUGUAACUGGAAAGAUCUCUUUAUGGCCGUUUUUCCAAGGGCCUACUUACAGUUCUAGACAAUUAUGGCUGCUGAAAUGUCCAAGAAUUUCAAAGAACUUCAUUUGGGGGUUGAAUCCUACAUGGCACACAGCACUCUCAAUCUCUGCUAUUGAAGAAGAAAAUGUACUUAAGGCAUUUAAUACCAAAUUGAGAGCAACAAGAACAGUUCUCUGUAAAGAAAAUAAAUGAUUUCAAAUAAAGAACUUGUUGAUUUUUUACUGCAGUUUAAGUGUAAUUACAGUAGCUGAUGCUUGUUGGAAUAACAAUGGUGUUAGAAGUUUAUAGAAAAUUGUUGUCUCUCAAAUUAUAAUUUCAGGUUCAUGUUUUGGACAGAUUGGGGUAAAGAACCCAAGAUAGAGAGAGCUGAAAUGGAUGGCUCUAAUCGUUCCGUAAUUGUCAGACAAAACAUUCAUUGGCCCAAUGGGCUCACAAUAGACUACAGUGCAGAGAAAAUUUACUGGACAGAUGCGAUAUUGUUUUAUAUAGCUAAAGCUAAUUUUGAUGGUUCAAACCGGGAGAAAAUAUUUAAAACUCCAAGUCAAUGUAUUUUGGCAAAUCGAGCUCAUCCAUUUGCUUUGACAUUAUAUGGAAACAAAAUUUAUUGGACAGAUUGGACUUCUAGAGGGAUACAUGCUACAAAUAAAAACAGUGGGAUGCGGUGUCAAAUGGUCUGGUCAACUACUUAUAAACCCAUGGAUAUACAUGCAUAUGAACCAAAAAAACAGUUGCCAAGGCCGGGUAAGCAGAAUUAAUAAAUGGUUAUCGAUUGUCUUGCAGUGUUCUUCCCUAUUUUAAGCACGACAGGUAAGAUAAAUUUUCAAGCUGGUAGAGGAAUCCUUUAAACCGUUGAAAUCUUUAAGAGUUCUACAUGAUUUUAGGCAGUAAUACGAGGUAAGGCUACAGGCAGUAAAUUUUAUGGCUUACCGCCUUAAAAAGGAGAACACUGCAUACAAGUUAGUUAGUCACAUGAUAACAAGUGUGAUGUGUUGACUGCUGUGUGUUGAUCUCCAUAUCUUGAUUAGUUUGACUGGUUGACAUCAUCACAUGAAGGGAAUGCCCUACUGAGUUUUGAACUAUUUGAAUGUGCAUUUUGAUGGGGGGGGGGGCGUUUCAGUGAGCCAUUGGCUUUUAUUGAUAGCUCUAUGCAUGGUUUUUCUUUAAAACUCUCAUGCAGUGGUAGAAAGAAAUGCCAAAUUGUGACCUUGGUUUAUUUUUGACAAGUUAUCGACUUAUCUUGUAACAGGUCAAAAUCCUUGUAAUUCUACUCUCAAUGGAGGGUGCACCCAUCUUUGUCUGUUGAAUACCCAUGGCCGCUCUUGUGCUUGCCCAACUGGUGUGAAGCUUUUGCCUGAUGGAAGAACAUGUGAAAAAGGUAUGAUUGAGUGUUCAAUGUCAUGAAUAGCUGCAAAUAGUGUGUGUACUGUUUGUAUUUGGGCUUUGUUUGAAAUGUGACUCCAGUUAUGAAAUACAUUUAAAACAUUCUGUAUACUGGAUUUGCAUAGUUAGAAUAUUAUUUUGUGGGUAUUUUAAGGGGGAGACACAACUUGUUACAACACUUGAAAGUCUCUGCUGCUGCUACUGAAUAAUGUCUCUGAGUUCAGGUGUGUGAAUUCAGACUGGUUUGAAUUUGUGCAACUGAUGGCAGUGACAAAGAUUUUCAUGAAAAUUUUCCAUGUCAGUUGAGACAAAUUGUGUUUGUGACUUGCCUUAGAGAAACAAACUCUCUGGAUGCUAAAUGUGCCUAUACAUUCUAUGUAAUAUUUUUAAUUUUUAACAAUGUGUGCCUGAGAGAAUUUUAAAUGUAUCGGGCUAAAAAUGAAGAAGAAUCAUCAAUAUGUCCUAUAUUUGCUAAAUAGCAAAAAUCAAUGAAGGCAUACUUUCUUGAUGUGAUUACAGUGUUAUUGUUCUCACCAGUAUCUCAUUUGGAAAUGUGUAGCAGUUGGAAAGAAAGAACUAACUAGUUAAUUUAAAGGCUGACCUGUGAAAUCAGAUAUACUCUAACAACUGUAUUUGGUUGUAUCACUAUCCAGUAAUAAGCUCAUUCAUAAUUUUUGUUUUGUUUUGUUUUGUUUUUUUAUCUUAGGCCCUUUCCAUUUUCUAUUGCUGGCAAGAAAAGGGGACCUGCGGCGUAUAUCACUCGAUACACCUGAUCUCACAGAUGUCGUUUUACCAGUGUCUGGAAUCAGUCAUGCAGUUGGAAUUGAUUUUGAUCCAGUGGAUAGAUAUGUUUACUGGAGUGAUUAUAAAAAACUUGAGAUUAAAAGAUGCCGGUUGAAUGGAGAAGGUUAGCCAACCAUGAACUUGAAUACACUAAUUACGUUAACGGAUUUGGGUAAAUUUAUGGUAACUUAACAAAAGUUCUGUCAAGUUUCUUCAACAUUUUUCUGGUACCAUCUAUAUUGCUGAAUGGAAAGAGCAAACUGCACUACAGUCACCAGAACUUAUCCUGCUUGGCAUGGCAUCCAAAACAGUUCUAUUGAGUACUAAACAACAUGAGGGCCAGUCUGGAUGUUAAUCUUUCUUCUGAACUGUUUUCUUUUUCUUUGUAUUUCAGAUGUUCAGGUAGUAGUAGGGAGUGAGCUGAAACAUCCUGAUGGUAUUGCUGUUGACUGGGUGGCACAGAACUUGUACUGGAUAGACACAGGCACUAAUAGAAUUGAAGUCAGCAGACUAAACGGCUCUGCUAGAAGAGUUCUUAUUGAUGAAAAUCUUGAUGAACCAAGAGCAAUAGCAUUGGAUCCAACUAAAGGGUAAAUAUCUGGGUAUAAUUAUGAUAUUUACUGAGUGAAAAAUCUGUACCCAAAGUCUUGAGUACAGCCAGAGGCCAAGAAGGAAGGCCGUACUCAUGUUGAGGGCACAGUUUUUCCCCCGUGUAUGCGUAUGUGUCAGUGAGAAAGGCUGUUAUAAGUUUGAAAUGUUCUAACAUGGUCUCACUUAGGUACAUGUACUGGACUGAUUGGGGAAAACACCCAAAGAUUGAGAGAGCAGAGCUUGAUGGGAGUCAUAGAGUCAUCUUAGUGAAUUCCUCGGUCGUGUGGCCAAAUGGCCUCACCAUUGAUUAUCUGAAGCAAAAGAUUUAUUGGGCUGAUGCAAAGGACGACAAGAUAGAAGUCAUGAACUUCGAUGGGAGUGCCCGCCGUAUUAUUUUAGAUAAAAAAUUGCCUCAUGUGUUUGGCUUUACUGUGCUCGGGGAUAAUCUUUAUUGGACGGACUGGCAGAAGAGAUCAAUAGAGAGUGUGAACAAAAGAACUGGUGAAGACAGAAGAGUACUGAUUGCGAGCUUACUCGAUCUUAUGGGACUAAAAGCUGUAAACCUUAAUCUCUCCUAUGGUAAGAAGCAUUAUUUAUUUGAUACUUAAAUUAGUUUUGACUAUUCCAUGUUUCCUUCUUAUUACACUUAAAACACCUUUUUUGGCCUCUAGGUUCCAAUGCCUGUCAGCGCAAAAUGGAGGCUGUAGUCAUUUGUGUUUAUACAGGCCAUCAGGACCCAAAUGUGAAUGCCCAACAGGAAUGGAGCUUCUUUCUGACAAGAAGACUUGUAUAUGUAAGUAUUCGGAAAAGAUGAAUUGCAAUAAUAUACUGAGCUUGCUUGGUAAGACCCAUAGAGCUAAAAUCAGCCAGUCAGCCAUUUCUUUCCUUCAAAAAUACGGAAAUCAACGUAAAUGUCAUACACUGUUGGCCCUUUAACUCCCAAGAUCUUUUUGUUAAUGUUCCCGUCUACAUGCCACACAUUUCCUUGGAGAAGAAGAAAUGCUUUUAGUGGCUUCAUGCCAUAGAACCCGGGAUAAGCUCUGGCUGUGAGGGGUAACCGGUCAAGUCGCCCGAAAGUCAUCUUGGCCGAAGUCAUGUCGCCCAUAACCAGAGUCAUGUCGCCCGAAAUUCAUAUAAUGUCGCCCGAAAUCCUAAGUCAUGUCGCCCGAAAUUUGAUCGAGUGUUUAAUCUUGAAGAAAAGUAACAAUCGCAAGGAACAAAAGCGAAAAAUGUUGACUCGUAUGUAAAAUGUUUUCGUCCGCUAACCCAUGCGAAUAUGAAGUAAAACAAAGACUCAAAUAUCGCUGUUCAUUUUAGCGUUGUUCGUUGCUAUGAACCAAACUGCUCAUUCUACAGUACAGAUUCUAGUAAUUAUAAGCGGAACACUUUCAGUUAUCAGAGUUUUUCACACAUAUCAGAAAAUACAAUUCUCUUAGUUUGAUUUAUCGUAUAAAAAACAUCCUGAAACUUUUACAGCGGUUUUUUUUGUUUAUUGUUAAUCACGCAAACAAAGCGUGUUAGCAUCAUUCCCCUUAGGAUCAGGCGCGGCAUAAAUUACCGCGACUUGUUCAGUUGAUUCUUGUUUCCUCGGCCGGUUGCAUGUAAAUUUUGAUUCGGUUAACCAUAUAUAAAGAGGGGAAAUUAAUAACAGCCACCUCAUUCCGAGAUAAUCAGCUAGCUGAAACACGAGAUCGUUACGCGUACGCAAAAGAAUUAUACAGUGAGCCUUCAUCCCUGUAUCGAGUGCAGAAAUGAAGUUCGACCACGCCAGCAAGCCCUUCAGUGCGACGAUUGCGGCUUUUGGCAGCAUCGUAUCUGCGAGACUGGUAUCGACCAAGCCACCUACCGUUUGGCGGUAAUUAGAGGAAGAAUAGAUUGGUUGUGCAUUGCAUGUUCUCUUGCGGCAUCGAUUUAGGGUUACUUUCUCCUUGAUAUCAAACGACAGCGAAACGAACAACCUGAGUUUCACGAGUCAACAUUUUACAAGUUUAUUCCUUGCGAUUUACUUAAGAUGUUACUUUUCUUCAAGUUUAAAUACUCGAUAAAAUUUCGGGCGACAUGACUUAGGAUUUCGGGCGACAUGACUAUGAAUUUGGAGCACUUAACCACUGUCUCUAAUGGUGAAGCUACCGGACCGAUAGCGUGGGAUGAAAUUCAAAGCAUUAAUUUGCUUGGUUUGCCUAUACUAUAGGAUAUGUUUAGGUAAGUGCGUUCGAUGCGUAUCUAUGCGAUGUGUUCUUUUCUGCCUGAUGAUAUUGAUUCGCUUGGCGGACAAAAUUUCUAUCUUGCUUGUGUCGAUUCGCUUUUCAUGUGACAAAAAAUAUUCCUUUAAACAAAGAAACACUCGUAGACCGUUACUAGUUGAAUUUGGAUUCUUUUUUAGAGAUCUUUAGUGCUUAAAAACUUGUAAUUUACACCCGUAGUUGUCGUCCAUUUUGAGCCAUUAUUGAUUGGACUUUAAAGUAAGUGCAGAGAUUCUUAGGUGGCCUCACCCACAGCUGCUUUCAGAUGGCGCUUUCAUUUCUUGUCCUCCCCGAAUUGAUAGUUAAAAGAUCUAAACACCAAUGUGUAUACAUGGGAAAACUGAAGAAGCCGCAAAGGGCGAAUCGAAAUUCUCCGAGUAACAAGAUAACAACAACAUCGCUCUCAUGAAUUCAUUUGCACGUGGUAUCUUAAUAUAUUUUUGGUCGUUGUAUGUUCAGAAUACCUGCCUAGGAUGAAAGAAUGCUGCAGGACGAGAGUAAAAGCUAUGUAUGAGACAUCGUUGAGUAUAAUUUUCCUAGCGUGAGGGAAUUAAACUCGUAGAUUUCUGUUUCGAGUGUUGGCAGAAUACCUCUUCUCCCCACGCGAGAUCCGAUCGCUCUGAGUUAGGUUUGGUAUGCAGCAUUUUAGGCAAAGUUUAAAUUCGUCUUUACCUUAACCCUCGCACUACAAUUCGAACUGAUUCAAAGGAUUGAUAUACUCUUUGAUCAGAGAAGAUCAAGAAUAAAGUACGCGAUGUUACACAUUUGAUUUAAUAACCCGAAGCAUGCUUCUGGCUACGUGCGUCUUGCAUGAAAAGUAGUUGUCUUUUAUUGUCAUGUUUAUUUACAAAACAUUUAGCAAAUCCUCGGAGAUCAUCGGAGAUGGAUUAAUACAGAGUAAUGACGCCCGUUGAAAGCGAUAUGUUUAACUUCUAUUUCUUCAGGUGUAAACCCUUUGGCCGUUACGAUGAAAACAAAAUACUUCCAGACGUUUCCUUUCGCUAAACGGAGCUAACUCAAUUAUCUUCGAUUCGUCUUUAAGAAAUUGCUUGUGACCAAUCAGGUAUUUUACUCUUUAAUUCUAGUUUCGUGCCAGCAACUCUUCUUAUCCAAUUUUUUAUUUUCCACAGCGACUUCUCCAAGGAUUUUAUACGCAAACCGGAGAGACAUCAGAAUAGUACGACCAAAUCAAAAAAACCAAAAUGAAACUAUCGUAGCUGUUGGUCUUUUGGAUGCUAUCGCUUUAGAUUUCAGCUACGAAGAUGGAUACAUAUUUUGGACGGAGAUCAGUGUCAUGAAAAUCAGACGAAUUCGUAUGACGGGAAGUCUUAACUCUAGAAAAGUUGAAGAUGUUAUAUCUGUGGAUUUGAAAAACCCCCAAGGAUUAGCCGUAGAUUGGGUAGGAAAAAAGUUGUAUUGGACUGAUCUUAGAGAUCCUGACGGGGAAACAAACAGAAUCGAAGUUGCAAAUUUUGAUGGUUUCUAUCGCAAAGUUCUUUUCUGGAAAGACUUGGGUCUUCCAAGGGCGAUUGCAGUGGAUCCACUCAAGGGGUAAAUUGAAGACUUUGUGUUAUUUUGUUGCACUCAAUAGCUGCAGUUUAUUUUGUGCUGAGUUUGAGAAAAAUCGUCAGCAAUUUUUCUACAACGAAGGUUUUGCUUGGCAUUGGGAGAACUUGUCAUUUUGGAUUUCUAUAUUUUGCAAAUAGCUUGCUUUUUUAGAGUUGGUGCUUCUUAUUAAAUUCAACGAGGCUGUGACCAAAAGUGGGACUGGGACGUGGGGUCUAGGACGUGGGAACGUCCCUGAGUCCCAGGCCCUACGUCUCAGUGGGACUCGGUGACGUGGGACGCGGGGACUCGAGGACGUGAGAACUCGUUUGCCUCUUUGACGGUAAGAACUCUGGGUACAAAAUAGUUUCAACGCAAGGGGUUUUAAACAUCGAGGGCAGCCGUAGAGGACUUUCCUGGUAAGUAACUGUGUUUUCUUUCUUAUUCUUUUUUGCAAGGGUAAGGCAUGGAUCGAGAAGAAAACAGUUAUUUACUAGGAAAGGCCUCCAUGGCUGCCCACGAGUCCCCGAGUCCCCGAGUCCCCGAGUCCCAAGUCUCACAUCCCCGAGUCUCACGUCCCCGGGUCCCACGUCCUCGAGUCCCACGUCCUCGAGUCUGAGGUCCUCGAGUCCCACGUCCCAGUCCCACGUCCCUUCCCACUUUUAGUCACAGCCGUUUGACGAGGAAAGACCAAUGAACUGUGCUCAAUUAAAAAUACAUUAAGCGUUGAACUUCGGCAGGCAAACAGUUAUCUAUCAUUGUUUUUUGUUAGCCUACUUUUAGCGAACCUUGAAGGUCACAAGUGUUGCCAUGAAUGUCUUGAAGCAAUCUCAUAAGUGAUGAAUAUGCCACAAGUAAUUUGUUGCAUGCAUCCAGUAUUUGAACUCGAUACCAUUUUCAAAGAAAGCUUAUGAAUCUUGCUGGAAUCUAAGCUUUCUUUGUUAUUAUAGCCCCGUGUUGAAAUUCACCAAGUAAAGCCGGAGAAUGUCAUUUUUUAGAGAAAGAAUCAAUCUGAGAAAUCCACUCCGAGAAGAUAUUUUAUUUGUAAAUUUUUUUCUUGCUGAAAGAUUCUCUUGUUUUUCCAAAAUACAGUCGUUGUAGAAUGAGUUAACAUUUUGAAAUUAUGGACUUAAUUAGUUCUUUAGUGUUCAUUGUCCUCUAAAAAAAGUUUUAUCCUGAGCAUAAGUGAAGGGCUUGGGUUUUUGUUGAAAAUCUGUCGAUGUGCAAUAUCUAUUCUUGAAUAAUCUAUGGUCUCACAUAAAGAGAGCUUUGAAGAAGGCUUUGUUAAUGGCUUUGGACAAUAGUUCAGCCUAUCUGAAGAUCUUCGUUAUUUCCUAUUUUGCGAGUUUACUUUUUCUCCAUUACCAUAAGAAUAGUAAUGUUGUUUAUUGUAAUUUAUAGAACAAAAUGCUGGUCACUUUAAAAGAGAUGGUUGUUUCAGUUAAGCUUAAGUUACGUAUGGAUAUUAAAAGAUGUUGACUCAUAUGUAUGCCAAGUAAAUUCCCAAACAAAUGAACACUGUUACAGAGAAUAGGCAUUUGAGCUUAUGGCUAAUUGCUUUUUUAAAUUAUCGGCCAUUUCUAAAAACUAUGGGCCACUGUUGUAUUUGAUUGGGCUAGAAGAAAGGAAACAUGGGUAUUUUGUUGGUGAUGUAACUUUUCAUAGUGUGCCUCAAUUAUGCAGUAUCUUGCAGGUAACAAUGCGAUGAAAAAGUUUCAUUUACGUGUCACUUAAAUCAAACAACGUAGUGAAAAAGUUUCACCCAGUUGUCACUUAACUCAAACAAACUGAAAAGCUGUUUACUUCAAGUGAAGAGUAAUCAGUGCACUAUACAGUACUUAUAAAGGUGUUUUUGUCCUUCAUCUGUUAAAACAACCAUGUUUUUUAACCGUAAACUUAUGGCUGUGCUGACUUAAUCCAGGUUUUAAAUAAAUUGCUGGACUUUAAAAUUAGAAGUCACAAAACUGGUGUUAAAAUUUUUGGUCACUGAUAAAUCACUGCAGUAAAAUUAUGGAUUUUGAAUCUUACUCCUUGAAUCAAAUUAACUUUGACCCUGAAAUUGCCUUGGUAAUGUAAUUGGAAAGAUCUCUUUAUGGGCGGUUUUCCAAGGGCCUACGUACAGUACUGGACGAUUGUGGCUGCUGAAAUCUCAAAGAAUUUCAAAGAACUUCAUUUGGGGGUUGAAUCCUACAUGGCACACAGCACUCUCAAUCUGCUAUUGAAUAAGAAAAUGUACUUAAGGCAUUUAAUACCAAAUUGAGAGCAACAAGAGCAGUUCUCUUUAAAGAAAAUAAAUGAUUUGAAAUAAAGGACUUGUCGAUUUUUCAUUGCAGUUUAAGUGUAAUUACAGUAGUUGAUGCUUGUUAGAAUAACAAUGGUGUUAAAAGUUUCUAACAAAUUGUUUUCUCUCAAAUUAUAAUUUCAGGUUCAUGUUUUGGACAGAUUGGGGUGAAGAACCCAAGAUAGAGAGAGCUGAAAUGGAUGGCUCUAAUCGUUCCGUAGUUGUCAGACAAAACAUUCAUUGGCCCAAUGGGCUCACAAUAGACUACAGUGCAGAGAAAAUUUACUGGACAGAUGCAAAAUUGUUUUAUAUAGCUAAAGCUAAUUUUGAUGGUUCAAACCGGGAGAAAAUAUUUAAAACUCCAAGUCAAUGUAUUUUGGCAGAUCAAGCUCAUCCAUUUGCUUUGACACUAUAUGGAAACAAAAUUUAUUGGACAGAUUGGACUUCUAGAGGGAUACAUUCUGCAAAUAAAAACAGUGGGAUGCGGUGUCAAAUGGUCUGGUCAACUACUUAUAAACCCAUGGAUAUACAUGCAUAUGAACCAAAAAAACAGUUGCCAAGGCGAAGUAAGUAGAAUUAAUAAAUGGUUAUUGAUUGUCUUGCAGUGUUCUUCCCUAUUUUAAGCACGACAGGUAAGAUAAAUUUUCAAGCUGGUAGAGGAAUCCUUUUAACCGUUGAAAUCUUUAAGAAUUUUACAUGAUUUUAGGCAGUAAUACGAGGUAGUGCUACAGGCAGUAAAUUUUAUGGCUUACCGCCUUAAAAAGGAGAACACUGCAUACAAGUUAGUUAGACACAUGAUAACAAGUGUGAUGUGUUGACUGCUGUGUGUUGAUCUCCAUAUGUUGAUUAGUUUGACUGGUUGACAUCAUCACAUGAAGGGAAUGCCCUACUGAGUUUUGAACUAUUUGAAUGUGCAGUUUGUUGGGGGUAGGGGGGGUUCAGUGAGCCAUUGACUUUUACUGAUAGCUCUUGGCAUGGUUUUUCUUUAAAACUCUCAUGCAGUGGUAGAAAGAAAUGCCAAAUUGUGACCUUGGUUUAUUUUUGACAAGUUAUCGACUUAUCUUGUAACAGGUCAAAAUCCUUGUAAUUCUACUCUCAAUGGAGGGUGCACCCAUCUUUGUCUGUUGAAUACCCAUGGCCGCUCUUGUGCUUGCCCAACUGGUGUGAAGCUUUUGCCUGAUGGAAGAACAUGUGAAAAAGGUAUGAUUGAGUGUUCAAUGUCAUGAAUAGCUGCAAGUAGUGUGUGUACUGUUUGUAUUUGGGCUUUGUUUGUAAUGUGGCUCCAGUUAUGAAAUACAUCUCUGGAUGCUAAAUGUGCCUCUACAUUCUCUGUAAAAAUUUUUAAUUUUUAAUAAUGUGUGCCUGAGAGAAUUUUAAAUGUAUCGGGCUAAAAAUGAAGGAGAGGGAUCGGUAGGUCCUAUAUUUUGAUUAUUUAAUACCCACCUUUUUGUAGCUUGGUAAGAAAACGAAAAGCUUGGGCUAACGAGCAGAAUAAUGUUUGCAAAGCUUCCCCUAUCACUGAAUGUACACUAUUUGAUAGAUAGGUAUCUACAUGGAAAAAAUCAAUGAAGCCAUACUUUCUUGGUGUGAUUACAGUGCUGUUGUUCUCACCAGUAUCUCAUUUGGAAAUGUAUGGCAGUUGGAAAGAAAGAACUAACUAGUUAAUUUAAAGGCUGAACGGUGAAAUAAGAUACUAUAACAACUGUUAUUGGUUGUAUCACUAUCCAGUAAUAAGCUCAUUCAUAAUGUUUGUUUUGUUUUGUUUUGUUUUUUUAUCUUAGGCUCUUUCCAUUUUCUAUUGCUGGCAAGAAAAGGGGACCUGCGGCGUAUAUCACUCGAUACACCUGAUCUCACAGAUGUCGUUUUAUCAUUGUCUGGAAUCAGUCAUGCAGUGGCAAUUGAUUUUGAUCCAGUGGAUAGAUAUGUUUACUGGAGUGAUGAUAAAAAACUUGAGAUUAAAAGAUGCCGGUUGAAUGGAGAAGGUUAGCCAACCUUGAACUUGAAUACACUAAUUACGUUAACUGAUUUGGGCAAAUUUAUGGUAACUUAACAAAAGUUCUGUCAAGUUUCUUCAACAGUUUUUCUGGUACCAUCUAUAUUGCUGAAUGGAAAAAGUAAACUGCACGUCAGUCACCAGAACUUAUCCUGCUUGGCAUGGCAUUCAAAACAGUUCUAUUGAGUACUAAACAACAUGAGGGCCAGUCUGGAUGUUAAUCUUUCUUCUAAACUGUUUUCUGUCUUUUUCUUUGUAUUUCAGAUGUUCAGGUAUUGGUAAGGAGGGAGCUGAAACAUCCUGAUGGUAUUGCUGUUGACUGGGUGGCGCGGAACUUGUACUGGACAGACACAGGCACUAAUAGAAUUGAAGUCAGCAGACUAAACGGCUCUGCUAGAAGAGUUCUUAUUGAUGAAAAUCUUGAUGAACCAAGAGCAAUAGCAUUGGAUCCAACUAAAGGGUAAAUAUCUGGGUAUAACUAUGAUAUUUAUUGGGUGGGAAAUCUGUACCCAAAGUCUUGAGUACAGCAAGAGGCCAAGAAGGAACUCCGUACUCAUGUUGAGGGCACAGUUUUUUCCCCGCGUAUGUGUCAGUGAGAAAGGCUGUUAUAAGUUUGAAAUGUUCUAACAUGGUCUCACUUAGGUACAUGUACUGGACUGAUUGGGGAAAACACCCAAAGAUUGAGAGAGCAGAGCUUGAUGGGAGUCAUAGAGUCAUCUUAGUGAAUUCCUCGGUCGCGUGGCCAAAUGGCCUCACCAUUGAUUUUCUGAAGCAAAAGAUUUACUGGGCUGAUGCAGGGGAUGACAAGAUAGAAGUCAUGAACUUCGAUGGGAGUGCCCGCCGUAUUAUUUUAGAUAAAAAAUUGCCUCAUGUGUUUGGCUUUACUAUGCUUGGGGAUAAUCUUUAUUGGACGGACUGGCAGAAGAAGUCAAUAGAGAGUGUGAACAAAAGAACUGGUGAAGACAGAAGAGUAAUCAUUGACUUCCUACCUGAUCUUAUGGGACUAAAAGCUGUAAACCUUAAUCUCUCCUAUGGUAAGAAGCAUUAUUUAUUUGAUACUUAAAUUAGUUUUGACUAUUCCAUGUUUCCUUCUUAUUACACUUAAAACACCUUUUUUUGGCCUCUAGGUUCCAAUGCCUGUCAGCGAAAAAAUGGAGGCUGUAGUCAUUUGUGUUUAUACAGGCCAUCAGGACCCAAAUGUGAAUGCCCAACAGGAAUGGAGCUUCUUUCUGACAAGAAGACUUGUAUUUGUAAGUAUUCGGAAAAGAUGAAUUGCAAUAAUAUACUGAGCUUGCCUGAUAAGACCCAUAGAGCUAAAAUCAGCCAGUCAACCAUUUCUUUCCUUCAAAAAUACGGAAAUCAACAUAAAUGUCAUAUACUGUUGGCCCUUUAACUCCCAAGAUCUUUUUGUUAAUGUUCCCGUCUACAUGCCACACAUUUCCUUAGAGAAGAAGAAAUGCUUUUAGUAGCUACAUGCCAUAGAAACUGGGAUAAGCUCUGGCUGUGAGGAGAGUCAGCUGUAUAUGCAGAUGUAUUUCGUCAAGAUCUCACAGAAGCACUCUAAACGUCUUUUUUUUCCUUAUUACUGCACUUCCAGAAUGAAAAGAUGGAUCGAAAGAACUACAUUGAAGGAGUAAGUAUUGUAGCUUUUUCAUUGAAUUCGCCAUAGAAAUGAUAUGAAGAAGUAGGCCCAGAUUCCCACAAUGGACUAGGAGUCCAUUGAAGACGAGUUGCAAUAAUCCCAGGAGCUUUUCGCCUUACGAAUUGGGUUCAGUUCCGGUAGUUAUGCACGUCAGUUUCACGUGUAUGUUAAGCGUUUUUACGCAGCCAAGAGACGAUGUCAACCUGAUUUACAGACUGAUUUACAGGAUACAUGCAUUCACAGCAGACCAUUGUGCCUAUCCCUCGGUGAACAUUAUCAAAUUGUUAAUACUUCUUGCCUAGUAUGCUUUUCCUUUACAUUGGUAAAUUCUGAUAUAGCUUCAAUUCUUAUAACUAAUCUAUAUGGAAAGGUACACUUAUAAGAGAGGAGAAGUCCUAAUUAUGAGCAUGGAAGUUUAGGGGUAGCAUAACACCCUCCACCUCCCACUAAAUAUCCUACUGGAUAUCGCCCACAAUCGCCUUUCAUCAUGUUUUUAACAAUUGGUAUCAUUCCCUUUGGCUCGAUUUCUUCCGCUCACUCUGGUCUGGUUUUCCUCUGCGCGAAAGGAAGAUCGGGCUCUGAGAAAUGUAACCGAGCCUAUUUCUAUUUCAAGUUGGUACAGUUUUUUGUGCACAAGAAGUGUUUUUAGUUGGACACCUUUGAAGAAUAUUUGCGAAUUUGAAAAUCUUCGAGGUGAAGCUAAGCGAAAGUAAUUUAACGUCACCUUCCAUUGUGACAGUAUUAUGGAAUAUUGAAUUCAUUCUCAUUGUGUUUGUCAACAGACCAAGGUUUUGGCCACUUACAUGGAGGAAGUGGCCAAAAUAGAAUGAGAAGCUAAUCCCGUUGCUAAUGGAAUACUUUGAAGUAGCUCAAGAUGAUUGCUAAAAAGAUUCAGUAGCAUGUGAAAUUUUCCGUCCGUAACAUAGAUUUUCCCGCCCCCUUUGAUUGGGCGAUAAACUACAUACAAAAAAAGUUAAAAGUAAAAAUUUGUUUUCGAUUUCCGACAGAAGCAUUAAGAAUCGCCCUUCUGAGAAACGACCCGUGGACUAUUGUCAGUAUCUGAACGACUGCGCACCUACCCCUCCCCUAACCUAACAUUAACCCUAACUUGUUAUCAGUUGACUAUUGUUAAGUUAGGAGAGGGUAGGUGCGCUGUUGCUUAAAUACUCACGUUGAUUCCGAAAAUGCUUUGACGAUGCGAUGCUUUAGUUUAUAUGAGUAAGCGUUGAAUAGAUACGAACACUUCUGUUUAAAACAUACACUGUGGCAAAAAUGAAUGAAGAUUAAAGAGAAGAAAAGUGGUACUUGAACAAUUGUCUCUCAGAAAUAAUGAAUGCAAUCAUAAAUACUAUAUUUUUAAGUGUAAACUUCAUUUGAUUCUGUAACAAAUACGUAAACUUGACUAUUACCC